UUGGUGACAACUUGAAUUGUGCGUGCUGCUGACCAUUUCAUAAGUCUUUGUGCCACACAAAUAAUUCCAAGGACAUUAUGGCUAUGGAGGUGGCGCAACACAACUGGAAGGAGGUGGUGCCGGAGACCGCAGUAGAGGCGGAGGAGACGGUGGAGGAGGCACUUGUCGGACGUCGAGGUCGACGCACCGCCAACGAUGACGGUGGUGCUGUUAAUGAAGAAGAGGUUAACAAGGAGGAGGAGCUUAACAAUAGCAUCUACUUUGACAAGAAUGGAGGUAUUGAGAACUUGGCUGCCAAUUUAAAGACUAUAGACUUUCAGAAGGUUCUAGACGGUGUUGUCAAUGGUAAUGAGACGGGAAAUGCUAAGGCAGAAAUUCUUUCUGGUGUAUGUCUUCCACCUGCACUAGGACAUGAUUCACAGGAUGAGACAGGAAAUUCUAAGGGCAAGUUUCUUUCUGGUGUAUGUCUUCCACCUUCACUAGGAUAUGAUUCACAGUCAAGUGCUUCAGUCACAAAAGGAAGUGAAAAUGAAAGAAUCAUUGAAGAGGAGGAAGUCGUCGAGUUGGAGUUCUUUGACACGACAGCAGUUGAUAAGCUACACACACAUAAUGCAUACUGUCCUAACUGCAGUUCUCGUAUAACCAAGGUUGUCCUCCGAAGGGUAAAGCGGGAAAGAAGGAUUCCAGUAGAAACUGAUGAUCGUCAGGAUCUACUUGGAUGCUGUUCAUGCUUCAGCAUUUUCAUUCUUAUAGGAAAGAAGCUCAAUCCAUUCCCGCUUUUUGGAAGUGGAGGAGGAAACUCUGUGCCUUCUGGUUCUGCAACUGAAGAGGGAAAGUCAGUUCCAAAUGAAGAAGGAUGCUUUGAUCUUCAUUGGUUUCUUCGCAAGAGAAAAGUUACGGAUGGAAGAAAGUUCACUGAGCCAGCUGGGCAGAACACUCAUCCUUUUCCUAAUGGAAGACUACCAUCAGCCAAAGACGAUGCAGCUGACAAUAAAUCCCCAACCGCCAAGAAACCUUCAGGAACUCCUCCAGCAAAAGGACCCACACAUCCCGGCAGUAUUUUUGAUCUUGGAGAGGAAGGUGGCUUCAUUCCUGGGGCAAUGCCUUCAAAGAAACCACCAAGUGAAAUUAAAGAGAAUAAAGGAGAUGAUUGGCGAAUUCCUAUGGAUGACCCAGGAGCCUCAUCAUCAACUGCGGAUUCCAGCAGUACACAAAGACCAUUAUUUCCAGUUGAAGUUAAAAAUACCAAAUCACUGGAAAUUGUAAAAUGCAUAGUAUAUGGAGGUUUAAUAGAGUCAAUUACAAGCUUGGGUGUGGUUUCCUCUGCAGCUGCUUCCGAUGCGGACACAACGAAGAUCCUAACUAUUGGGGUGGCAAAUCUGAUAGCUGGAUUUUUUGUCAUUUGUCAAAAUUUGGUAGACUUGAAGUAUAAUGUCGGAGGAGGUUCUAAUCUUAGUGAUCAAGCAGAUCGAUAUGGAGAGCUACUUGGCCAAAGAAAGCAUUUCCUACUUCAUGCUACUUUUGCCCUGUUGUCAUAUUUUAUAUUUGGCCUUGUCCCACCAGUAGUAUAUGGAUUCGCAUUUCGUAAGAGUGACGAUAGAGACUACAAGCUUAUAGCAGUUGCAGCGGCUUCUCUUUUGUGCAUUAUCAUACUUGCUGCUGCAAAGGCUUAUACACAAGGAGCAAAUAAGUUUAGUAGAUACUUAAAGACUAUUGUGUCCUAUAUUACAGCUGCAGGUAUGGCCUCGGGUGUUGGUUAUGCAGCAGGUCAUUUAAUUAAGAGGCUCAUGGAUCACUUGGGCUGGUUUGACUCAAAUCCUGCACCCUCUCUUUUUAUCCCCGAGACAAUUUCACAAAAUCCAGCCUGGGCAUCCUAUUGACAUCUUCUCCGUGUUGUUAAAUCUUCUGUAUUUUCCUCUUCGUUCUUUGUAACCUUUUAGUACCUCUGAGAAUUUGGCUGUUUCCUUGGGAAUUUUGAGUGAGCGAGUGAGUUUUUGUAUUGGUUGUUCCUAUGUGAUAUUCUGAAGAUGUUUCUGUAGCCCCUGCUUGUGCUAUUCAAACUUUUCUAGUAUUAUGUAAUACCCCUAUUUGGAGCGUGCUUUUAGUA
This is a messenger RNA of Nicotiana tabacum (common tobacco), 2107 nucleotides long. RefSeq lists its product as uncharacterized. The record is from RefSeq and is a predicted model, not a curated record. Gene Ontology annotation, biological process: intracellular manganese ion homeostasis. Lineage: Eukaryota; Viridiplantae; Streptophyta; Magnoliopsida; Solanales; Solanaceae. Gene Ontology annotation, molecular function: manganese ion transmembrane transporter activity.